CUUUAAAAGACCUGGUUGGGUUUGAACUUUAGCUUGCUUGGUUAGGUUGGCUUUCUCAGUGGCUUGGAUUGCAGUAUAGAAUGGGUUUGAUUAAAAUGACUGUUUUGGUGCUUCUUUAUCGCCAAUUGGUAUGGCAUGUAUUCAGCUCCUCAGUUGAAGGUGGAUCCUUAGACUCUUCUUGGAGUGACUUUGGAAGAGUAGAUGGACAAAAAGACAAUGUGGGUGGUGUAUCCAGUUCUAACUCAGUCCACCUGCAUAACAAUGUCAGCCAGGGUGACACUGAGGAGUCCAGUUCUGUCAACGCCACCUUCAGCCAGGGCAGCGCUAAGGGGUCUGGUUCAGUCAACACCACCUUCAGCCAGGAUGACACUGAGGGGUCCAGUUCUGUCAAUGCCACCUUCAGCCAGGGCAACGCUAAGGGGUCCGGUUCAGUCAACACCACCUUCAGCCAGGGCAGCGCUAAGGGGUCUGGUUCAGUCAACACCACCUUCAGCCAGGAUGACACUGAGGGGUCCAGUUCUGUCAAUGCCACCUUCAGCCAGGGCAACGCUAAGGGGUCCGGUUCAGUCAACACCACCUUCAGCCAGGAUGACACUGAGGGGUCCAGUUCUGUCAAUGCCACCUUCAGCCAGGGCAACGCUAAGGGGUCCGGUUCAGUCAACACCACCUUCAGCCAGGAUGACACUGAGGGGUCCAGUUCUGUCAACGCCACCUUCAGCCAGGGCAGCGCUAAGGGGUCCGGUUCAGUCAACACCACCUUCAGCCAGGAUGACACUGAGGGGUCCAGUUCUGUCAAUGCCACCUUCAGCCAGGGCAACGCUAAGGGGUCCGGUUCAGUCAACACCACCUUCAGCCAGGAUGACACUGAGGGGUCCAGUUCUGUCAAUGCCACCUUCAGCCAGGGCAACGCUAAGGGGUCCGGUUCAGUCAACACCACCUUCAGCCAGGGCAGCGCUAAGGGGUCUGGUUCAGUCAACACCACCUUCAGCCAGGAUGACACUGAGGGGUCCAGUUCUGUCAAUGCCACCUUCAGCCAGGGCAACGCUAAGGGGUCCGGUUCAGUCAACACCACCUUCAGCCAGGAUGACACUGAGGGGUCCAGUUCUGUCAAUGCCACCUUCAGCCAGGGCAACGCUAAGGGGUCCGGUUCAGUCAACACCACCUUCAGCCAGGAUGACACUGAGGGGUCCAGUUCUGUCAAUGCCACCUUCAGCCAGGGCAACGCUAAGGGGUCCGGUUCAGUCAACACCACCUUCAGCCAGGAUGACACUGAGGGGUCCAGUUCUGUCAACGCCACCUUCAGCCAGGGCAGCGCUAAGGGGUCUGGUUCAGUUAACACCACCUUCAGCCAGGAUGACACUGAGGGGUCCAGUUCUGUCAACGCCACCUUCAGCCAGGGCAACGCUAAGGGGCCCGGUUCAGUCAACACCACCUUCAGCCAGGGUGACACUAAGGGGUCCGGUUCUGUCAACACCACCUUCAGCCAGGGUGACACUAAGGGGUCCGGUUCUGUCAACACCACCUUCAGCCAGGGUGACACCAAGGGGUCCGGUUCUGUCAACGCCACCUUCAGCGAGGAUGAUGCUGAAGGGGGUGAUGCUGAAGGGUCUGGUUCUGUCAGACUCCCCUUCAGUGAGGACGAUGCUGAAGAAGGGUCCGGUUCUUUUUGACUUUUGGCACAAGUCAAGAUCUUUUUGUAACAAAAUAAAAUUUUACUUCCUUUUGAA
This is a messenger RNA of Megalobrama amblycephala (Wuchang bream), 1727 nucleotides long. RefSeq names its product cell wall protein IFF6-like. The coding region runs from base 81 to 1670 and encodes 529 amino acids. The transcript is spliced from 3 exons. The record is from RefSeq and is a predicted model, not a curated record. Lineage: Eukaryota; Metazoa; Chordata; Actinopteri; Cypriniformes; Xenocyprididae.